AUGAACACCAUAGAAAAGGCCGUGAGGAAAUUAAUAAUUCUCUAUUCAGAGCAAGGUUUAGCUGCCUUCCUCUUUCUUCAGUGCGAUUCUGCCUAUAAGCUGGUUUGUUACUUCACAAACUGGGCCCAGGCCAGGCGAGGGGCACUUUGUCCCCCACAUCUCUGCACCCACCUCAUUUAUGCCUUUGCCAACAUAAGCGAAAAUGAGAUCACUACCUCCAUGGAACGACCCAAUCGCUGGACAUUUAUUCGCUCAGUGAUAGAAUUCCUGAAGAUGAACAAAUUUGAUGGCUUCAGUCUCUAUUGGAUCUAUCCAGAGGGGAAGAAUAAAGGACAUUUCACUAGCUUGAUCCAGGUGCAGGCUGUAGAUUUCUUGACCUUUGACUUCCAUGGUUCCUGGCAAAAAGUCACAGGACAUGUCAGCCCAUUUCUCCAGGGCAAAGAAGACUCCAAAUCCUCUUCUUACUAUAAUGUUGACUAUGCUGUGAGAUACUGGAGGAGCAAGGGUGCCCCAGCUGAGAAGCUCAUCAUGGGAAUCCCCACCUAUGGACGGUCGUUCGCCCUCUCCUCCUCCAAGACAGGCAUCAGUGCGCCCAUCUCUGGGCCUGGAUCACCCGGCCCAUUCACUCAAGAGGCAGGAUUAUUGGCCUAUUAUGAGAUCUGUACUUUUACACCAGGUGCCACCACCGAGCGGAUUGUGGAGCAAGAGGUCCCGUAUUCCUACAAAGGAAACCAGUGGGUAGGGUAUGACGACGAGCAAAGCAUUACAACCAAAGUUCAGUAUUUGAAGAAUAACAAGCUGGGAGGUGCCAUGAUUUGGGCAGUGGACCUGGAUGACUUUGAUGGCUUGUUCUGCAGCCAGAAGAAACCAUAUCCUCUAAUAGGAACUGUGACAGCAAAGCUGAGCUCCGGCAAUUGA
Molecule: messenger RNA, 918 nt
Organism: Emys orbicularis (European pond turtle)
Lineage: Eukaryota; Metazoa; Chordata; Testudines; Emydidae
Product: chitinase-3-like protein 1
Exons: 9
Coding region: 1-918 (305 amino acids)
Biological process (GO): carbohydrate metabolic process; chitin catabolic process
Cellular component (GO): extracellular region
Molecular function (GO): chitinase activity; chitin binding
Source: RefSeq, a predicted model, not a curated record